Messenger RNA from Brassica oleracea var. oleracea, 357 nucleotides. RefSeq lists its product as uncharacterized. NCBI's taxonomy places the organism in Eukaryota, Viridiplantae, Streptophyta, Magnoliopsida, Brassicales, Brassicaceae. The transcript has a single exon. The record is from RefSeq and is a predicted model, not a curated record. Gene Ontology annotation, molecular function: RNA-DNA hybrid ribonuclease activity; nucleic acid binding. The coding region runs from base 1 to 357 and encodes 118 amino acids.
AUGGGUGCAAUGUCUAUUCGCAGGAGUCUAUCACGUUUACAUGCAGAAUGUGAAGCUUUGAUAUGGGCGAUGGAGUGCAUGAAGAACCUACAUAUCUCAGAGGUGGUGUUUGCAACAGACUGCUCACAGUUGGUGAAGAUGGUGUCUACUCCAACAGAAUGGUCGGCGUUCACUACUCACAUGGGGGAGUUUCUACGAUGUAAGGAAUACUUCCCCACUUUCACUAUUCAGCAUAUUCCAAGGGCACAAAACAUAAUGGCGGAUAAGCUAGCACGAUGUGCUAGGACUCAGCCUUCUGCUAUGGUAUAUGUUGACUCCGUUCCUCCGAGAUGGUUAUCGGCUCAGGAAUCUACUUAG